Molecule: messenger RNA, 5192 nt
Organism: Styela clava
Lineage: Eukaryota; Metazoa; Chordata; Ascidiacea; Stolidobranchia; Styelidae
Product: RNA polymerase-associated protein CTR9 homolog
Biological process (GO): regulation of DNA-templated transcription; transcription elongation by RNA polymerase II
Cellular component (GO): Cdc73/Paf1 complex
Molecular function (GO): RNA polymerase II complex binding
Source: RefSeq, a predicted model, not a curated record
UAUUUGAAAUGUUAUCAUGGGUGAGAUAAGAGACUGGUGGUCAGGUUUGACAGGAAGGAAGAAACUUGGAUACGGAGUCUAUGGUUUUAUGAUCGCCACAACUUUGGGAUUGUACUUAUUCAAUAACAGAAAGUACGUCUAUGAUCCCAGUGUGAAAAAGAAAAAAACUGUUGUUUCAAAGUGGGACCAGUAGUGAGAAUCUUGGAGAGAGCGACUGAAAAUACAAUUAUACUUAAUACUAAGACUGUGUGAGGAUUUUUCUCCACCCAAAAUUGAACGAGGAAUUUCCAAUUGUUCCAACUUUGGUUGUUGAUGUUGACAAAGCAUUCUUGAUUGACAUUUUUUGAAAGAAAAUUAAAAUUGUGACAUCAUAAUGUCUGUUGAAAUCCCACUUCGUGACACUGAUGAGGUCAUUGAACUUGACUUGGCUCAAUUGCCAGAGGGUGAAGAGGUUUUGGGAAUUUUAAAACAAGAAAACACAACUCUGAAUAUAUGGAUAACAUUGGCCCUUGAAUACUACAAACAAACCAAAGUAGAAGAAUUUGUAAAGAUUUUAGAAUCCGCUCGUACAAAUGCGAAUCUCGAAUAUCACAAUCAUGAAAAAGACCAGAUGACUUGCCUCGACACCCUGGCUGCAUAUUAUGUUCAACAAGCUCGUAAAGAAAAGAACAAAGAUAAAAGAACUGACCUUUUUAUGCAAGCCACACAGCUGUAUACCAUGGCUGACAAGAUUAUUAUGUACGAUCAGAACCAUUUGCUGGGUCGUGCUUGCUUUUGCUUGCUUGAAGGUGACAAAAUGGACCAAGCUGACGCUCAGUUUAAUUUUGUAAUGAACCAAUCGCCAGAUAAUAUUCCUUCUCUUCUUGGCAAAGCUUGUAUUUCUUUUAAUAAAAAGGAUUACAAAGGUGCCUUGGCAUAUUACAAAAAGGCCUUGAGGACAAAUCCAAACUGCCCAGCUGAUGUGAGACUAGGAAUGGGACAUUGCUUUUACAAACUCAAUAAACUUGACAAAGCAAGACAAGCUUUUCAACGAGCAGUAGAUUUAGACCCGGUAUGUGUCGGAGGUCUUGUUGGGCUUGCUAUACUUGAUCUUAAUAACAAGGACGUGGAUUCGAUCCGUGCCGGGAUUCAGAGACUUUCUCGUGCCUAUCAAAUCGACGCUAGUAGCCCAAUGGUGCUUAACCACCUUGCAAACCAUUUUUUCUUCAAAAAAGAUUACGAAAAAGUUCAGCAUCUUGCGUUGCAUGCAUUUCAUAAUACUGAAAAUGAGGCUGUUCAAGCAGAAAGCUGUUAUCAGUUGGCAAGAAGUUUUCACGUACAAGAAGAUUAUGACCAAGCUUUUCAGUAUUAUUACCAAGCAACACAGUUUGCAACUCCGAAUUUUGUCAUGCCUUAUUAUGGUUUAGGACAAAUGUAUAUUUUCAAAGGAGAAGAACAAGAUAAGGAAAGAGCUGCUGAAUGUUUCGAAAAGGUGCUGAAAGCUUACCCAAACAACUACGAGACAAUGAAAAUAUUAGGAUCAUUGUACGCUCAAUCUGACAGCCCAGAAAAGCAGGGAUUAGCUUGUAAGCAUUUAAAGAAAAUCACAGACCAAUAUCCUGAUGAUGUUGAGGCUUGGAUCGAGCUUGCUCAGAUAUUAGAACAGUCUGACAUACAGGGAGCUCUAGCUGCUUAUGGAACUGCAACUUCUAUACUCAAGGACACCGUACAAGCUGAUAUCCCACCUGAGAUUUUGAACAAUGUCGCCGCUCUUCAUUUUCGUCUCGGGAAUUUAAAAGAAGCGAAAAAGUACUAUGAAGCUGCGAUGGAGCGUGCAAUGGCGGAAGCAGAUCAUGAUGAGGUUUAUUACCAUUCCAUAACAGUUACAAUGCAGUACAAUCUAGGGCGUUUGUGCGAGGAAAUGUACCAUUUCGAAACUGCUGUCGAACAUUAUAAAAAUAUUUUACGACAUCAUCCGAAUUACACUGAUUGCUAUCUGAGGCUUGGUUGUCUUGCUCGAGACCGAGGGCAGAUUUAUGAGGCGUCCGAGUGGUUCAAAGAAGCUUUACAAAUAAACCAGGACCAUCCAGAUGCUUGGUCACUGAUUGGGAAUUUACAUCUUGCUAAACAAGAGUGGGGACCUGGACAGAAAAAGUUCGAAAGAAUUUUGAAAAAUGAGAAAACACAAAACGAUGCUUAUUCUAUGCUUGCUCUCGGUAAUGUCUGGCUUCAAACCCUUCAUAACCCAACCAGAGACAAAGAGAAAGAAAAACGCCACCAGGACCGCGCUCUCGCCAUGUUUAAACAAGUUUUAAGAAAUGAUCCGAAAAAUAUCUUCGCUGCGAACGGAAUUGGAUCUGUCCUUGCACAUAAAGGUUAUAUUCGUGAGGCUCGGGAUAUUUUUUCACAAGUUCGUGAAGCAACUGCUGAAGUCGCGGAUGUCUGGCUUAAUUUGGCUCAUAUUUAUGUUGAGCAAAGGCAAUAUAUAAGUGCCGUACAGAUGUAUGAAAAUUGUCUCAAGAAGUUCUACAAACACCACGACCCUGAGGUACUAACUUAUCUUGCUAGAGCUUAUUUCAAAUGCAACAAGUUGACUGAUUGUAAAAAGGUACUGAUGAAAGCGAGGCACGUAGCUCCAAACGACAUGGUUGUGCUUUAUAAUGUUUCGGUCGUGAUGCAACAGUUGGCAAUGAACGUUUUGAGAGAUGAAAAAAGUAAUUUGAAGACUGUGCUACGUGCUGUGACUGAACUAGAAUUGGCACAAAAUUAUUUUACGUUUUUGAGCAAACAUGGUGAUAGAAUGAAGCUCGAUCUCAAACAAUCUGAGAAAGAAGCAAGUAAGUGUCGAGAUUUGCUGUCUCAAGCUCAGUAUCACGUUUCUCGUGCGAGAAGGCAAGCUGAGGAGGAGAAAGCAUUGCGUGAAGAACAGGAGAGAGAGCGCGCUUCGCUGAGAGAGAAACAACUUGAAGAGGAACGGUCGCGCAUCAAAGCACAGGAAGAAAAAAUGAGAGCGUUAAUGGAAAGAGCGCAAAUUAAAGAAAAAAGCAAAUCAGUUGCACAGACCUUGGAAUUGGAUUCGGAACCCAAACGUAAAAAGAAAUCAAAAAGCGGAAACAAAGCGACUGACCACUUCAUUAACGACGGAAGUAGUGAUGAUGCUGGAAUCAUGCACGUUGAAGGUACGGCCGAGCCACUCACCAAAAAACGUAAAAAGAAACUAAAAACAAAAGGGGAGCGGGGAUCCAAACCAGCAGGGAGUGGGGACAGUGAUUCAGACAAUGACAGAGGAAAGAAGACUUCUAAAAAGCAAGCCAAAUCAAAGCCAGCUCCUGUGGAUAAAUUAUCCAUGAAACAAAAGAUGAAGGUCAAGUCAAGGGCAUAUAUUUCAGACACAUCUUCAAGCAGUGGCGAAGAGGGCCCACCGGCAAACGAUGCACCAGGUGCAAGUGGUGGCAAAAAGCUGUUACAAUCAUCUAGUGAAGAAGAGGGAUCACCUGCAGCCUACCCUAUUGCAGCGAGUGGGUCAGACAGCGAAGCAGCGGCACAUAACCAGUCUGAUGACUCAUCGGAAAACAGAGCUUCCGAGGACAAUCAACACGAGUCUGAGCAAGAAGCAGCGUCUGGCGCUGACUCCAGUGAUUAAUAGGAAUGUUGAUAUUUGAAUAAUUCGGAAUUAGAUUUAUUUUGUUGCAAAUUUUGAUGUAUGUUUUUCUUCGUGAAUUUGAACCAGUUUAUUUCUUUUCAAAAGCUAAAAUUUGAAAUUAAUAGUUUUGAUCAGUUAUCUCAAUUCUCAAAAACCAAAAACAAAGUCCUUCGAUACCAAGAAUUUUAUAUGUCAAAAUUGGGUUAAAAUAUUUGACUCAAAAUUGUUAUUUAUCUUCGAAAUUGACAAAUUUUGUAUCAAUGUUUUUAAUGAAUUAUUCAAAUUUUUGAAAUACCAUUUCAAAAUAGAAAUUAACAUUUGAAUAAGUACUUCGCACAUCGCUCGAGCUUAAUGCGUUACUGUUUGGUUUAGUAUUUUUUAAAAAACCUUUUUGUGUGGGCCAUUGGUUUGUUAUGGAUCCAACUUCAUAUACUUGUCCAGCUCUAUUCCCAUCCAUCUCAACAUAAACAUAUCAUUGAUUUUAGUUAUGAACUCAUUCAAUUGUCAUUCGGAUAGUUUUUGUGAAAAAUUCUGCUUUUGUUCCUAUAUAUUCAAACGGUGGUACUCCUGAAGUAUGCGCACCAAGAUGUCGCACAACCUGACCCCCAACCUGGUACACAACCUGGGUUCAGGUUGUGCGCCAUCUUGGUGCGCAUACUUCAAGAGGUCCCAAACGGUUUUGGUAUUCUGAAAUUCUGCAACAGUAAUGGCGUAAACUGAAUAGAAUUUGAUAUAAAUCUGAUUUGUCACUAUGGAAAAUAACUUAAGAAAACAAUUAUUUGCAUAUUUCAUUUGAAAUUUUUUUAACCGACAUCCCUGUUUACUACCAAGAAGAUAUUAAUUAAGUGAUCAUAUUCGAACUUACGCCCAGCCUUUUUUAAGACACCACCUUGUCCAGGGCUUUGUUCUCAGGAAGAUGUAAACUUGGGCCCAAUAUUGUACUUUUGAACGGCUCAUGUGCUGGGGCCUUGCACACAACAGAAAUCUUGUAGUAGUCCUAAAUGGAUACUCCCGUAGUGUGUACCAGGUUAGGGUUAGGCCAUAAUGUUAUUCCGAUUUUCCUUGUUUGAGUUUUAUUCCGGACUGUCUGUUAGCCACGGUAAUAUACCCCCUGCCCAUAGGUUUCAGUCCCUUUACAUAACUUGAUGUAAAGUAGGCUAACAAAAUUAGUCAUCUCCAUAUUGGUACACACAUUUCUGGAGCCCCCUUAAUGAAAUAAUGCUUUAUGCUGUUCUAUGCUUAUGGUAGAGGAAGUGAAUAACUCUGCCGUUUCCCAAUACCUUUGAAUGGGUGUGAUGGUCAAGUUGAAACCCCAUUCCUACCGUACACUGAGGUUAUAAUAAGGCCUUGCCAGAAUAGCAAGAUCCCAGUCCUUAUUUAAAUAUAGCUCCCUUGUAUCAUAAUCGGUAGCUUCUUUUGCAUAGUCUUGUUCGAAGUAAACUCAUGAAAAUAACCCCUUUCUCUGCCCUGAUAUACUGUAAAUGCUUUCAGCCCUGUCUUGAUUGUUACCAAACAUUUUUUGUAAAUUACAAUGUAUUGCUUGUUAAAAUAAAAUGAAUUUCAUAAAAAA